Knipowitschia caucasica is the source of this 1491-nucleotide messenger RNA. The record is from the annotation of a GenBank genome assembly. Lineage: Eukaryota; Metazoa; Chordata; Actinopteri; Gobiiformes; Gobiidae.
AUGGGGCUCCAGGAUCGCAGUGAGAAGCUCUUCUACAGAGUGCUCUCUUCCAACAUCGAGCGCUUCAUGCCUGUCAUCUACACCCCGACAGUGGGUCUCGCCUGUCAACAGUACGGCCUCAUCUUCAGACGGCCCCGGGGCCUGUUCAUCACUAUCCAUGAUCGUGGACACAUAGCUUCGAUUCUCCAGAACUGGCCAGAAAAAGACAUCAAGGCUGUGUGUGUGACAGACGGAGAGAGGAUCCUUGGACUAGGGGACCUGGGCUGCUGUGGGAUGGGGAUCCCAGUGGGUAAACUGGCCCUGUACACUGUCUGUGGAGGCAUGCCACCUCAGCAGUGUCUACCAGUCAUGCUGGAUGUAGGAACGGACAAUGAGGCGCUGCUAAAGGACCCACUCUACAUCGGCUUGAGGCAUCGCAGAGUGAGAGGCCAGGCCUAUGAUGACCUGCUGGACGAGUUCAUGAAGGCCGUGUCCGACAGGUAUGGGAUGGACUGUUUGAUUCAGUUUGAGGACUUUGCAAAUAUAAAUGCUUUCCGGCUGCUCAGCAAGUACCGGAACAUGUACUGCACUUUCAAUGACGACAUUCAAGGAACUGCUGCUGUGGCUGUAGCUGGACUUUUAGCUGCUCUGAGAAUCACCAAAAGCAAAAUGUGCGACCACACAAUUGUGUUCCAAGGAGCUGGAGAGGCAGCGAUGGGUAUUGCAGAGCUAAUCUCUAUGGCCAUGGAGAAAGAAGGACUUCCAAAAGAGCAGAGUUUGAAAAAGAUCUGGAUGGUGGACUCUAAGGGCCUCAUUGUCAGGGGUCGAAGCCACCUGACACAUGAAAAGGAGAGGUUCGCCCACGAGCACCCUCAGAUGAACCGACUGGAGGAUGUGGUUCGGGAGAUUAAACCCACGGCCAUCAUAGGUGUGGCAGCUGUACCAGGAGCCUUCUCAGAGCAGAUCAUCAAAGAUAUGGCGUCCUUCAAUAAGAGCCCAAUCAUAUUUGCCCUCAGCAAUCCCACAAGUAAAGCUGAGUGCACUGCUGAACAGUGUUAUAUAUUCACAGAGGGGCGCGGCAUCUUUGCCAGUGGCUCUCCCUUCGACCCAGUAACGUUGCCUGAUGGACGCACCCUGUUUCCUGGUCAGGGAAAUAAUGCUUAUAUUUUCCCUGGAGUAGGACUUGGAGUCACAGCAUGUGGCAUUCGACAUGUUACUGAGGAGGUUUUUCUCACAGCUGCAGAGGCCCUUGCUGAACAGGUGACAGAGAAAGACUUGGCAGAGGGCAGAUUGUAUCCUCCCCUCAGCUCCAUCCAGGAUGUGUCUUUAAAACUGGCUGCAAAGAUUGUGGAGUUUGCCUAUAAGCAAAACUUGGCCUUCCGUCGCCCUGAGCCGGUAGACAAACCCGAGUAUCUGAAGUCUCUGGUGUACAGCACUGACUACGAGCAGUUUGUGGUGGACUCUUAUCGCUGGCCUGAGGACAGCAUGGGUAUACAGAACUGUAAACUUUAA